CGAUUGAUCUCACCACGCACAACGCCCCAUGCGAAAUGAUAGGAAUCCACGUAGGAUAGAACGGUGCUAGAUCCUGCACAUCACGCAUACGACGAUGAAAGGUCUAUGUACGAAGCCUUUUCCAAGUAUAGAAGAGUGCAGCUGCAUAGUCCAGUACAUGAAGGUCCGCUGGCGCAAACUGCAAAUUUUUCGGGACAAAUUUGAUGAGGGAGUGGGAUUGGACAGGCAUCCACGUGGCGUCCACAUGGGCUUUGCGGGCCUUGCUUUCGACCAGCCCUGGUCCAGAUCCGCGUCCCGGAGUGCCCGACGUGAGCCCUGUUUGGUGCUGUCACGUCUGGACGCCAUGAACUCUAUCACCUCUCGGCGAGUGUGCGGCGGGACGGUGGUGCUAUCAUUUCGGAACAUCUUCGUAUGCAAUUAUCGCCUUGACAAAUUUGUCCGCGAACCUUCGCGUAUUCCUCCUACUCAACUCGGCUGGUCGGCCGAGCUUUGCAUCUGUCGUAAAAGGUUCGGCUCCGAAGACGCGAUCGCGGUACGGAGCUCCUCCUGCAGCCGACGUAUCGCUUCAAUCUCGAUCGACGUCUCUUGCACAAUCUUGUGCAUAUCCCGAGCCAAAGUUGAGUCGUCAAUGAGAUGCGCGUCGUUUUCUUUUAAUCGUUCGAACAGAGCCUGAAGGCUGGUAUAGAUAUAACGCCAAACUGCAGGGCUUUGGUUCUGAAGUCCGGCUACUGCGUGAACGGCACGCGACACGGCGGUCGUGAGCUCCUGACUGGAUGAUGUCU
This is a messenger RNA of Dissoconium aciculare CBS 342.82, 782 nucleotides long. RefSeq lists its product as uncharacterized. The coding region runs from base 95 to 673 and encodes 192 amino acids. The record is from RefSeq and is a predicted model, not a curated record. The transcript has a single exon. NCBI's taxonomy places the organism in Eukaryota, Fungi, Ascomycota, Dothideomycetes, Mycosphaerellales, Dissoconiaceae.